AUGUCCCUAGUUGAAAAAGCAAAAAAGGCCGCUGCCUACAACGCCGUCGACGAAAACUUCCCCGCCAACGCCAAAGUAGUCGGCAUCGGCUCCGGUUCCACCGUGGUGUAUGUUGCUGAAAGAAUUGGCCAACUUGCCAACAAGGAGUCGUUUGUGUGCAUUCCAACCGGAUUCCAGUCCAAGCAGCUCAUCAUUGACAACGGCUUGAAGUUAGGCACCAUUGAGCAGUAUCCUUCGCUCGACAUUGCCUUUGAUGGUGCGGACGAAGUCGACUCCCAGUUGAACUUGAUCAAGGGUGGGGGAGCAUGCCUUUUCCAGGAGAAAUUGGUUGCUUCUGUGGCCAAGGAGUUCGUGGUGGUGGCAGACUACCGUAAGAAGUCUCCCUCUAACUUGGGAAUCCAGUGGACUCAAGGUGUGCCCAUUGAGAUCGUGCCAAACUCCUAUGCUACCGUGUUGAAGUCGUUGUACGCUCUUGGGGCCAAGAACGCCCAAUUGAGACAGGGAGGAAGUGCCAAGGCUGGUCCCAUCAUCACUGAUAACAACAACUUUUUAAUCGAUGCCGAUUUCGGUGCCAUCGAGAAUGUGGCCCAGUUGCACCAACAGAUCAAGGCCUUGGUGGGUGUUGUCGAGACCGGUUUGUUUGUGGGAAUGGCCAAGAAGGCCUACUUCGGAGAGGAGUCUGGAGAAGUGCUGGUGUGGGGUGCUUAG
This is a messenger RNA of Suhomyces tanzawaensis NRRL Y-17324, 708 nucleotides long. RefSeq names its product ribose-5-phosphate isomerase (gene RKI1). NCBI's taxonomy places the organism in Eukaryota, Fungi, Ascomycota, Pichiomycetes, Serinales, Debaryomycetaceae. Bases 1 to 708 code for a protein of 235 amino acids. Gene Ontology annotation, cellular component: intracellular membrane-bounded organelle. The transcript has a single exon. The record is from RefSeq and is a predicted model, not a curated record. Gene Ontology annotation, biological process: pentose-phosphate shunt, non-oxidative branch; D-ribose metabolic process. Gene Ontology annotation, molecular function: ribose-5-phosphate isomerase activity.